AGAGAGAGACGGACAAGGGACAAGACAGAGCAUGCACCAAGGACCCGAUUUGCAAGUUGGCGGCAUGUUCAGCUACUUUCUCAGGCACAUUGUCACCUCGAAAAAAUGUUCUUAAACUGAAAAUGACCAUUUUUGCGGCAGGUCUACUUUAAAAAAAUCAAUUCUCUCUCAAAAUAAAUCGCUCCAAACCGGUCCGCAAUGAGCGCGUCUGCAGGGACAGGAGUGUUUGUUCUCUCCUUGAUGUCCAUCCCCAUCUGCUAUUUAUUCAAUUCCCUCAUAUACAGCAACAGUGUUGAGGCUUUCUUCUUCGCUGGGUGCACAACAGUCAUUAUCCUGGCCAUUUCAACUCGUUUUAUGCUGAAGAGGAAGAUUCCAGUUGAUCCUCUUUUCUACGUGUAUGCAGUGUAUGCAUUCCUCAGUGUGGUGAAUCUGAUCAUUGGGCUGGAGCAAGACAACAUCAUAGAUGGAUUUGUGACGUUUUACAUCAAAGAGGCAGAUAAACACAUUAAUACAGCACAUGGGCACAUGAUCUCCUAUUGGGAUGGCUGUGUGCACUACCUCAUGUAUCUGCUCAUGAUUGCUGCAAUUACUUGGGGGGACAGUUACAGAGCAAUUGGACUCUACUGGGUGGGAUCUUUUCUCAUGCGUGCCAUAGUCUACAUUCUUGGAAAUGCUGUGGGAAAAUAUGGGACUCAAGUUGGUCCUCUCUUCAUCCUCCACAUGCUCUACAUCGCAGUGUCGUUGUGGGCUUGCUUCCGCGUCGUCAGUCAACCCUCAACGCGGGAUGUUCAGCCGACAAACUCUCAGGAUGCUCAGAGGACAAGUUUGCGCCACAGACCUGUGGACAUACUGUUCAUCAUCUACCUCAUCCCAGCGUUUGCUUUCUGUGUCCUCAGAGGCCUGGUUGUUUUGGACUGUUCCUGCAAAUGGUGUCAAGACUACGCACGGCAGUAUGAGCCUUACCUGAAAGACCCCUCAGCUUAUGCUAAAGUGCAGAUGCUUGUGAGCAUGCUGUAUUCUGGACCAUACUACAUCAUCACUCUCUAUGGGCUCUUGGUACCAGGAUGUGAGUGGAUGCCAGACCUGACUCUUGUGCACUCUGGAGCUCUGGCACAGGCCCAAUUCUCUCACAUUGGCGCAUCUCUUCACACACGAACGCCGUUCUCCUACAGAGUGCCUGCUGACAGCCAGCCUGUCUUCUUGCUGCUCAAUGUCCUGUACAUGCUGCUGCCUCAGGCUCUGUGCUACCGCUGCUGCACCCGGCCAGCCUUCUUCCUCAGACCAGUGAGAGAGAAGAAAAAUUAAUGACAGGAAGGGUUGGGGAGAGAGCGUGCAACAGUUGUCAAGGAUGCCUGGAAUACUGGCAAAAUUGCGUGACAAAAAAUGGCCGUGCCUAAAGCAAGAUCAGGUGCAUUAAGGCACGCACAGUGUCACAGUGACAAUAAUAGUGCUUUAUAUUUUAAAGCACAGUAUAUUUUUGGUAUGUUUUUUUCCUUUGGUUAUAAAAGCAGUUUUCUUGUUGACACUGAGUUUUUUGCAAGUAUUUUUCAAUGAAUUUGAAAAUAAAGACAGUAAACAAAAAUGGUCCAUUAUUGUCACAUCCAGAAUAACUUGCAAAUUUUAAGUUAAAACCAGACUGAAACAAUGUUAGAAAAGUCCAAUCUAACAUAUUUUUAAUGUUUUUAUUUUUACCACUCUCAAAAAAAUUAUUGAAAGUACAUUGAUACUAUUGUUACCUUCACGACUGAUUUAAAAUAAUAAAAGUUAUCAACAUGUUAUACAUUACACAUAAUGGGUUAAUGGGUUUUGUAUUCACUGCAAUUGUUAUAAAAACACUUUCUUUGUACAUUGUAGUAUAUUUAAUCAGUAAAAUGUAGACGGAUAUAUGUAAAGUUGCAAAUUAAAGACAUAAAAAAUAGAAGAAAAA
Molecule: messenger RNA, 1927 nt
Organism: Mugil cephalus (flathead mullet)
Lineage: Eukaryota; Metazoa; Chordata; Actinopteri; Mugiliformes; Mugilidae
Product: transmembrane 6 superfamily member 1-like
Exons: 10
Coding region: 199-1305 (368 amino acids)
Cellular component (GO): lysosomal membrane
Source: RefSeq, a predicted model, not a curated record